UUUUUUGUGCAUCGGUUAAUAAAUAUACUGGUACCUGUUAUUAGUGUAAUAAUAUUACUACUAUCAUUAAUUAGGUUAUUUUAGUCAUUACAUACAAAUAUUUUUAAUUUUUAACAUUAUGUUGUGUUUUUAACAAUAUUUCCUAUUUUUAAAUUUUUACUCAAAUAUAUUUUUUUUAUUAAAAAUGGAUUUAAAGUGUAUAAAAACUAUAAAAUGUGAUCAAGGAGCAAUUAGAUCUGUAAGAUUCAAUGUGGAUGGUGAAUAUUGUUUGACAUGUGGUAGUGAUAAAAAAAUUAAAUUAUGGAAUCCUUACAAAGAUUUAUGUUUAAAAUCAUAUGCUGGUCAUGGUGAUUGUGUAAUGGAUGUUUGUGGAUCAUGUGAUAGCAGUGAGUUAGCAUCGGGUGGAGCAGAUAAAUCAGUUGUUCUCUGGGAUGUCUCAGAUGGUCGUGUAAAAAGAAGGUUACGUCAACAUGCUGCUACAGUUAAUUGUGUUAAGUAUAAUGAAGAUUCUUCAGUUGUUGUAUCAGGAUCUAAUGACAAUACAGUUUGCUGUUGGGAUACAAGAAGCCGAAGUAAUAAUCCAAUUCAAGUUUUAAAAGAGGCUAAAGACAGUAUUACAAAAGUUUUAGUAAUAGAACAUCAAAUUUUGACAAGUUCUUUAGAUUGCUUCUUAAGAACAUAUGAUAUACGAAUGGGUAAUAUAGAUGCUGAUUUUAUAGGAAAACCAAUAUCUUGUAUAAGUUCCACUCAAGACAAUAUGUGCACUUUAGUUAGUUGCACUGAUAACACUUUAAAAUUAAUGGAUCGCCAUAAAGGAGAAUUACUAAAUGAGUACACUGGCCAUACAGUAAAUGAUUAUUUCAUUGAAAACUGUAUAUUUCAUAAUGAUACUCUAAUAAUAAGUGGAUCAACAUGUGGUAAUUUAUGGUUCUGGGAUUUUGUUAGCUCAAAUGUUUUAGGAAAAUUUAAACCCAUGGAUAUUUCCUAUACACAAUCAAUCAAUUCAAUAAGUACUCAUCCUAGUAAAAAAAUAAUUGUUACUUCAUGUGCAUCUUGUAUAAGUCUUUGGUCAGAAUAAAUAUAAUUGAAUAUUUUAUAUAUAAUUAAAACAUGGCUCAGAAUAUUCAAAAAGUCGAGAAUUUGCACUUUUACGGCUUGCAAUGUCAACUGGCUUAUCUUCUGAACUAUUUAAUAGUUUUUCAUUGGGUUUGAUAUUUGGCUGACAUAAUAAUAAUUCUAAUAGAUUGUGAGAAUCUGAUAAUUCAGCCACGAUAUGUAAAGGAGUCAAACCUGAUAAAAAAAAAAAUAUUAUCUUAGCAUUUUUUUAACCAAAGAUUAUUUAGUUUUUAAAUAUUUUUAAAAAUUACCACCAGAAGUAACAGCAUUUAUAUUUGAUCCAGCUUCUAUUAAUUUAGUUGCACAUUUUACAUUAUUCCAUUUACAAGCUGAGUGUAAAGGUGUCCAUUGAUCAAUUGUACGAGCAUUUGGAUUUGCACAAUUCUCUAAUAGAAACUGUACAUUUACAUACGAAAAAUAAAAUAUUGAUAUUUUAUUCUAGAUAAAAGAAUUUAUUAUUUAUAAACUAACCACUAAAUUAAUUAAUUUUACAUCUAUUUAUUUCAAAAAUUAGUUAUAAGUUAAUAGUAGAAAUGUGUCCAUUACACAUUUUUUAGAUAAAUGGUAUAAUGAUUUUAAGUUAAAAUCACUUUAGGCAAUAUUUAUAACUAAUUUUGAAUAAUUUGUGCUUAAGUUAUCAAUGUAACACUUUUUAGAAUAGUUUAAGAAAAAUGUAUUAAUAGAAUCAACUAUAAUAUGAUCUUAAGAUUUAUGAGAUGACCCAACUAUUAUUAUGGUCAACAAAUUAUUUUAUGAAUUGUAUAAUUAUGAAUUGUAUAAGUUCUAUAAUUAUUAAAUAUAAUUUUACAAACUAAAU
Daktulosphaira vitifoliae (grape phylloxera) is the source of this 1933-nucleotide messenger RNA. Its product is annotated as WD repeat domain-containing protein 83-like. The transcript is spliced from 6 exons. Gene Ontology annotation, molecular function: protein binding. Bases 185 to 1078 code for a protein of 297 amino acids. The record is from RefSeq and is a predicted model, not a curated record. NCBI's taxonomy places the organism in Eukaryota, Metazoa, Arthropoda, Insecta, Hemiptera, Phylloxeridae. Gene Ontology annotation, cellular component: catalytic step 2 spliceosome. Gene Ontology annotation, biological process: mRNA splicing, via spliceosome.